AUGUCUUGUUCCCAAUCUUUUCAUUCGCGGGAGAACCCCAUCAUUGACCAUCCCAUCGUGAAAGAUGAUCCGGACCAAUCGUCCCAGCAAUACCCCAUCACUUUUUCUCAGACUGUGCAUAACAAUGCUAUCGACAACCCCCAUACCUCCCAGUCGGCUAGCCGAGUUCCUCCGGAACCUGUUUUCUACGAUUCUAAGCUUCAUAACAGAAUGGCCAUUGGCUUCGUCCUCAAUCAGAACGAUCAGAAAGGCGACCAUGGUCAUGUUCCAAUUGCCCGAUGUGCCGAGCAACUGUCCGAUGGCGACAGUAAUGAUCUAACUACAUCGGACAGUGCUCUCCCUAGUAAUUCCGUUGAAUAUUUUACUCCCGAGGAAGCUGCCCUUUUUGAGCCUUAUGGAGACUCUCCUUUUCCCUGGCACCUGAGACCUGGGACCGUCGAAGAUGUGUAUGAGUUCUGUCGAAUCACACGAGGAAGGAUGGGCGAUGAAUUCCCUGGCAACCGUGAGGCUUUCUAUCCGCCCCGUACGAGUGCUCACGCUCAGGACCUUGGUUCUUACCUGGGUGAAAUGUCCGAGGCUGAUGAAGCCUGGACUGCCCAUUGUGAGAAAGCUUUUGCUGCUGCGGCAAAUCUGGCCUGCGGGUUCUGA
Penicillium paradoxum is the source of this 648-nucleotide messenger RNA. RefSeq lists its product as uncharacterized. Lineage: Eukaryota; Fungi; Ascomycota; Eurotiomycetes; Eurotiales; Aspergillaceae. The record is from RefSeq and is a predicted model, not a curated record. The transcript has a single exon. The coding region runs from base 1 to 648 and encodes 215 amino acids.